This is a messenger RNA of Microtus ochrogaster (prairie vole), 7593 nucleotides long. RefSeq names its product 5-hydroxytryptamine receptor 4 (gene Htr4). The record is from RefSeq and is a predicted model, not a curated record. The transcript is spliced from 7 exons. Gene Ontology annotation, molecular function: G protein-coupled serotonin receptor activity. The coding region runs from base 250 to 1413 and encodes 387 amino acids. Gene Ontology annotation, biological process: adenylate cyclase-activating adrenergic receptor signaling pathway; positive regulation of MAPK cascade; chemical synaptic transmission. Gene Ontology annotation, cellular component: plasma membrane. Lineage: Eukaryota; Metazoa; Chordata; Mammalia; Rodentia; Cricetidae.
GAAGCACACUCUGGCCAGACCAGAGGUGUGAGAUCUGUGCAGCCUCUGCACCCACUCCUCAGGGCGCCCCUCUGCACAGGUGGCACUCCGCGUGCCCUGUGGGGGCGGCAGCGAGCAGGACCGCAGGGACGCCCAGGCUGGGGGCUGUGGAACCCACGGAGGCCGGCUCAGCUAGGAGGAGGAGGAUGCUCUGCAUGCCCAGGAUCCUGUGGGCACUGACAUCCAGCACACUCAUGCCCAUUUCCUGUAAUGGACAAACUUGAUGCAAAUGUGAGCUCCAAUGAGGGUUUCAGGUCCGUGGAGAAGGUCGUGCUGCUAACAUUCCUCUCGGUGGUUAUCCUGAUGGCCAUCCUGGGCAACCUGCUGGUGAUGGUGGCUGUGUGCAGGGACAGGCAGCUCAGGAAAAUAAAAACCAAUUAUUUCAUUGUGUCUCUUGCCUUUGCCGAUCUGCUGGUGUCGGUGCUGGUCAUGCCUUUUGGUGCCAUUGAGCUGGUCCAAGACGUCUGGAUUUAUGGGGAGAUGUUUUGCCUGGUCCGGACCUCUCUGGAUGUCCUGCUCACCACAGCAUCGAUUUUUCACCUAUGCUGCAUUGCACUGGAUAGGUAUUAUGCCAUCUGCUGCCAACCUUUGGUUUACAGAAGCAAGAUGACCCCUGUUCGCAUCGCACUGAUGUUGGGAGGCUGCUGGGCCAUUCCCAUGCUUAUAUCUUUUCUCCCCAUAAUGCAAGGCUGGAACAACAUCGGCAUAGUUGAUGUGAUAGAGAAAAGGAAACUCAACCACAACUCUAACUCGACAUGCUGUGUCUUCAUGGUCAACAAGCCCUACGCCAUCACCUGCUCCGUUGUAGCCUUCUACAUCCCGUUUUUCCUCAUGGUGCUGGCCUAUUACCGUAUCUAUGUCACUGCUAAGGAGCAUGCCCAGCAGAUCCAGAUGUUACAACGAGCUGGAGCCACCCCAGAAAGCAGGCCCCAGCCAGCUGACCAGCACAGCACACAUCGCAUGCGGACAGAGACCAAGGCAGCCAAGACUUUAUGCGUCAUCAUGGGCUGCUUCUGUUUCUGCUGGGCCCCCUUCUUUGUCACCAAUGUCGUGGACCCAUUCAUAGACUACACCGUCCCUGAGCAGGUGUGGACUGCCUUCCUCUGGCUUGGCUACAUCAAUUCAGGGUUGAACCCCUUUCUCUAUGCCUUCUUGAAUAAGUCUUUCAGACGUGCCUUCCUCAUCAUUCUCUGCUGUGAUGAUGAACACUACAGAAGACCCUCCAUUCUGGGCCAGACUGUCCCCUGUUCAACCACAACCAUUAAUGGAUCCACACAUGUGCUAAGGUACACCGUUUUGCACAGUAGACAUCACCAGGAACUGGAGAAACUGCCCAUCCACAAUGACCCAGAGUCCCUGGAGUCAUGCUUUUGAUUGACGACAUGGCUUGCCAUCAGGCUAGCCAUUCCCAUUCAUGUCUGCAUGAACAGGACUCCCUGGACACACUCUUGACCCUGGUCAUCACCAGUGAUGCAUGAAGUAUGGGGUACCAGGGCCCAGUGAAGAUACAUGGAAGGUGGUGUUGAGUGGAACCUGGAUCCAGCACAUCAAGGACUUCCAAAUUGUGUGGGAACUUCAGACAUCAUCAGACCCAGCGUUGUACCAGAGCCCGAGGGGCACCUCUCAUUGCAUACUGACAUGAGGACAGUCUCUGCUCGCACCUCUCCAGGGACAGGAGCUCACUACCUCCUAACGCAGCCCCUUCUGUGGUGGAAACGCUCUAAUCACGUGGAAGCUCUAUCGUUCAUUGGCACACAAGUCUGCUGUGCUCUAGCUUCUGUCAGGACAGAGCGGUUCGGUCUCCUCUUCCUGUCAGAAAGCCUUAGAUAUUGGAAGGAAAUGACCCGUCUCCCCCCACCCACCCCUCAGUCUUCUCUCUCAGUGGAACACCUUCAGUUUCCUCUUCUUUCCAGCAGUCUUCUGGACCGCUUUGCUGGGUCCAGUUGUCUGUCCAGAAGCACUGAAGUACUGACAUGAAGGGCGUCAGGAAGUUUGGUUUACAGCUACAUUUUCUUUUCCUUCCUUCUUUUCUCCCUCCCUCCCUCCCUCCCUCCCUCCCUCCCUUAUUUCUUAUCAUAGCAUACUACUUGAGGUAAUAGUUCCCCCUCCAGGACAGAUUUUAAAGACUCUGCUUACAGUUUGCCUUUGGAUCCAUUACCAAAGGACCUCUAUACAGCUUGUGUGUGUGUGCGCGCGUGUGCAUGCCCAUACAUGCACAUGUGUGUAAACUUGUCAUUUUCCCACUGGGUCAUCUGGAAUGAAUCUUUAUUUGCUUCCCUUCCAUGACAUUGAACCUGGACCUUUAUUGCUAUGGAUGCUGACAAGGAACAGUCACAACUCAAAAACUGAGGGGUGGGAGUAGGGGACUGGAAAGAUGGCUCGGUGUUUAGGAGAACAAUACUUGAUACUCUGGCAGAAGACCCAAGUUUAGCGCCCAGCAUCUACAUAGUGGCUCACAACCAUCUGUUACUCCAGUUCCAGGGAAUCUGACACCACUCCUGACUGCCACAGGCUCCUGCACACACAUGGUCACAAACAUACACUCAAGCACAUUCAGCACCCCCGCCCCAACACACACUCACACACUCUAAGAUAAACAAACAAACAAAAAAAAACCAACAACAACAACAAAAAACGUUAAGGAAGGAAAGUGACUUGCUCCCAUGGAGAUUGUCUUUUAAGGAUGGUCAGGGUCCUGUGUUGAACAACCCAAUAGUCUAGUCCUAGGCCACUUUCGGCUUUGAGCAAAGAACAAACCCAUCUUUCUGUAUUAAGAGCUGUCAUUGAACCCUAGCUUUGAAGCUACUAUGCUUCCAUCGCACAAAUAUUUUGCAGAAUGCUGUUUGUUCUAAACCCAAGAGGUAUUUUCUCUUCCAUGCUAAAUCUGUCAUUGCCUUCUUUGUCUUGGGUAAGUUAUGUCUUUGAGAGAGAGAGAAGACUUGAAACUCACAAGAGUUUUUCUUUCAUUUUUUUCUGCUGACAAGGACCGGUUUGAUUUAUUGCUGGUGAAACGCGGGGAAUGGGGAAGGUGGGCAUGGCCUGGCAUCCUUAGGCGGCACACUGUAAGAUCAGGAUGUGUCCGGAGCCUCAACCAAAACUUCUCCUUGCCCUGUUCUAACCCCUCAUUCUUUCUCCCUCUUCUCUCGCCCGCUCUUCCACCGUUCUCACUUCUUUCUCCCCUUGGAUAGGGUUUGGCAUUGCCCAGGCUGGCUUCAAACUCACUAUGUAGCUGAGGCUGAACUGAACUCCAUCCUCCCUACCUCCAUCUUCCAAGUGUUGGGGCCACAGGUCUCAGUCAUCAUACCAAGUUUUCCUUGCCUUUCUAUUUCCUGUGCUGUUCCUUCUUCACCUGUGAUGACAGGUCACAAUGGCAUCCUUGUCUCUGAGAAGGAUGGUCACCCCCCACAAAGCAAUGAAGUUAAACCCUUUAGAUAGAGAUCUGAGUCCCUUUCUCUCUUUUCAAAAAAAAAAAAACCACCUGAAGAAAGGAACUAGGGACAAGAUGACAUGAUGAUAGACCAAAUGCGAAUUCAUGGGACAAGACUGGAUUCAUUCUGUCUGGAGAGCUGCUAUUACAGCAUUAGUUCCAUCCAUGGCUUCCAGGAAUCCAGACAAUCCAGACAGCUUGAGGGUGGAAGACGCAGAAGACAUACAGCGGCCCAGGCUUCAAGGAAACCCAAACCUGUCCUCUUCCUAAAAAGUCCUCUUUCAGGAAGGCUGCUGUUAAGAUGAGAUAGGAAAGAGGAGGCUGUGGUCCAGUUACUCUGGCCAGAUGAACACUGGCAACUACUUGGAUGUUUAAUGAAGUCUGUCUCCAUGCCAGGGAGAAAGGGAUUGAUUCACUGUGUUUCUCUCCAUUUGACUUUGCAGUCCAUAGAAAUGCCCAGUUCUGAAGAUCCCAGCCCAUCUUGCUGGGAGCCAGAAUGAUCCAAGGCUCAGAGAUCCGGAUGAAAGGAAAAAGCGCAUGUUAGUUUGUUUUUCCUUGCCCAGGAGCAAACUUGGCAAGGCCCAGUCUGAGGCCUGGGCCUUGAAGGAGUUAAGGCUUCAGUUCCUGGGAAACCAGUUUCCCCUCUGAAGGGCUGUGGUUAUCAGUCCUAAGGCAGCUGCAGCUGCGAUAGCCCGUGUUUUCUCAUCAACAUUGACUGAUUUAGCUUUCUGUCUACCUUGGCCAUUCUCCCUCAGAAAAUAGGAUACAAAAGAUGCUUUACUUCUUAAAUAAGCUUGCUUGGCAUAAGACACAGCUUGUGCAAAUCCUCUCAGUCCUGGUUUUCCUAUCUUCUCUUCUGGCCUUCCGACUUAGAAGGCUGUCACUGAAGAACAACCUGCUGGUCCAGGCCACCAGCCCUCUCCAUUAGCAAUUAGAAAGUAAAAGAAAUAAAACCUACAAUGUAUUGGUUAAAAACAAACAAACAAAACCAACUUUCAGAUUUCAGCUUUGCCUCUCAGUAACAUUUCCACUUCCUGCUUGCUCUGGGAAAUGGAGUAGGGCAGGGGCAUUGUGGGUAGUUGAGGGAGGGGACUCAGUGAGAGACCAGGGAGCGGCAACAACCAAAUUAUCUUCAAGUGAGAACGAAGUGUCAUCCUGGUGCUGUGCUGUCCAGCGAUUUCUCUUUGGCAUUGUGGCUCUUUUAGGUGAGCGAUGCAAGGCACUUUUCAUUCCCUCUUUCCUGCAAUUGGCUGUGCUCAAAAGCUGCCCCUAUGAGGAAAACAUUUUUUGCCCUUUUUGGCCAAAAGUGGACUCUUUGCACACAACCUAGGAAACCAAGACUAAGAAUUGGAUUUGAACGUAGCCAGCACAGGGACUGACUUAAGAUCUGGGUUCAGGCAUAUUGUUGCUCUGCUCUGAGCAGAAACUUGCCUCGCUCUAUUCUGCGAAAUGCAGACGGUCUCUGAGCUGGCUGUAUCUGCGUGAACAUCCCAACAUGGGUCACCAAAAGCCACUGUUACAAGUUUCGCUGAAGAUAUGCUUUGCCUGUACUGUUCAUUAUGUAAUAUCUUCAUUUCACUUACAGGAAUUUAGUUUAGAAGGAAACGCUUUAUCAGACCCAAAAUAGAAAAUCAGCUUUAUUUGCUGUAAAUAGAAAGCAGCCAUAGAGAUAAAUAAAAAUAACACCAAGCUGUUACAUUCUAACCAGAUGUCAAUACUCAGAGCAUGUCCCCUUGCCUCUUCAUGUCCCAGGAAGACAAACACGUGCUGGUAGGGUCUCCCCAUCUCCUCUCUGGGAGUUGGAAAUAUCGAAAGAAUUUAAACUGAAUCCCAAGCUAUAGAAAUUCAUCCACUUAGUACAAAUUACAUUCCAUGUUUUUGGAAACAAAGAUAGAAGGGAAACAAAUUGCUUACUAUUUUUAUUAGCGUUGUACUUAAUCCAGGUUGCGUCUCCUUUACUCUAGCACCUUCUGAACUUAAUGACUAGUAAGACAACAGCAAGAGAAGCUAACUAACAAACUCCUUUCCACUGGGCACUUGGUUAAGUGCUUUUCAUGGAUUUUUUCAUGAACACCUUUACUGCAAGUACCAAAACUACAUCCCACUAAAAAUGAGCAAACCUCAGCAGAGAAAACAUCUGGUGACGUACCUGACAAGUAUGGAUGUGGAAUGGAGGCCCAGGCCUCCCGAUUCCGUAGUCCACCAUCUUCAACACUCCCAAUGGCCUUCAAUGGGAGGAUGCAUUGAAGUACUGGGCUGUGGUAGGAGAGAGCAGGGACAAGCUCUUUGUUCUCAUGGCCACGUCCCUCCCCUAUCACCUAGGGACCCAGAGCUGUGCCUGUUCUGGUCUGAGCUCUGCCAUUCACUUGCUCUAUUGUUUUCUUCCCUGGGCAUCGUUUCCAUAAUUAAAUCAAAUGAUGGAGGUAUUCUGGUCCAGGGAUGAGCAGCAGGAAGGCUCUCUAGCACUCAGAGCCUGGGGUUACUGGGUAGCCAGCAGCUGACUGGGGCAAAUGGUUGAACCCUGAAUAUUGCAAACCUUCAUCAAGGCCCCCUGCAGAAGGCACUCUGAAUUCUCCAGACUUCUUGGUUGAACUUAAACUAUUUGGAUGCAAGCCUUAUUUUCUUAGUAUCUGCUCACCACUAUGGGCACUUUACAGUUUAUCUGCCCUUUCACAAGUUCUCAGAACUUCACAACAGCUUGUGGUGUGAUUACUGGUUCAUUUUUAUAGACAAGACUUGGUCACAGCAAGUGACUUGCCCAAGGAAAUGUGACAAAUGGAUGGAAACACAUAGGUCCUCCUAUCCUGGCACAGUGAUUUUUUUCCCUCCUACGUAAAUUAUGGUUUAUAUAAAUGAUGCAUUUAGGUAGUCUAUUCCCACUAUAAAAAAAGCCCCAUAACACUGAUACGGUAAAUACUCUUGACCCCAGUUCAGUGCCACUCCAUUCCCAAGGUGGGUGGGGGUGGGGAAAUUCAGUAAUUUGUGGUUGUGCGCUGUUGUUUACGACUAAGGUGAUGCUGUAUGUGAUCCGCUAUUUGCCUCUCAACAGCCAACACUGCACAUCACUUCACACCAAUGCACGUGUGUUUCAUGCUGCCAGUCUUGCAGAGUGGGAGAUUCGGUACCUGACUGCAUCCAGUGUCUUCCACGAGGUCAGCUGGACGGUUUCAGGAUUAAGUGGCCACUGAGACACAGCUUUUGCCCUGUGGGCAAGAGCCAGCCUCACAAUGGGGCUCACCUGACUUCCUUUUCCUUGGAGGGAUUCUUUGGAGUCAGACUGAUAAACACCCACUUCCAGUAAUCCUAAGCACCUGCUUUUGAGCAAGGUAUCUAUCUAUACUGCUAAAUUGGAUGUGAAUAAACUUAGGAGGCAUGGUAAACAACUCAAGAUGCUAGUGUCAAGUGUGGCCUCCUCUCUAAGGCCUGUCUAGUUCUCAAAGAUCCCUAUCCUAGGAUAUGGUCUAAGGGACAUUAAGGAAAUAUUAAGGAAAAAAAAACAUGAAAAUAAACUGACAAAAAACACACACAGAGACACAAAACCCAGAAAACCAAGCAAACCUGACUUUUAUAAUAAACCUGGGAUUAUACUGGAUGUUCCCGCUGAACCCUCACCCCUGCCUGGUGGUGGUGGGUAACUAUUAUCACUUUACAGAUGACCAAAUUACAAAUGACCAAAAGAGAGGCUCCAGCUCUGGCCUCUCCACCACAGAGCACUGUCUCCUGGUGAGAGCUGUUGUCUGAGGAAGUCGGAAUCUGAAUCCAGGACUUUUGACUGCAUGUACUAAGUCACCUUAAGACUCAGUGUCGGCUAUUGUUUAAAGUAUUAGAUCCAUAUACUGGGCCUGGCAGCAUGAGACACACGGUUCUUUUUGAUCCUGAUGCUCAGUCAGAGGUCAUCUGUGAACUAUUUAAGGUCUUUUAAAAGUAGACCUUUGUACCACAAAGCUGGUGACAGAACUGAAUGGAUGGAAAACUCAGCUGUCCAUCAGGUGUUGGUAAACUGGCCAAGAUGUAGUCUGCAAACCUUCAGAAUGGUUUUUGCUUUUUAGUAUGUCUCGGCUGAAACCCGAGUACUAUUUUGUGAUGUGAAUAUUAUGUGGAAUUCAAUUUUCUGUCUAUAAAUAAAG